AUGUUUGGAUUGGUGAUUUAGUCUUCCCUGAUUGAUCCCUCGCAAAUUUUGUGAAAUUUCAAGGGCCACUCUCGAAUAGGUUCAGAUUAGGGGUUCUGUCAAUCACAUUAUCAGAAUCCUGGGUCGGAGCACUACCUAGAAUGAAUGAAUGAAUGUUCAGUGAGUGGGCAAUGCCGAGUCUCCCUUUUGUUCUCAAGCUGCUCUGGUCUACUGCAAGGGCGUUACAAUUGAGUCCCAGUUUUCAGUAACGUUAGUAGAGAUCUUCGACAACGUGUUCAAUUCGCCUUUUUGUCAUGCUGCAUUUAUCCUUUUCGUAGCAGUCACAUACCAAAGGAGACAUUCUAGACUUUAGGUUUCUCCAUGGCUGUGUGCCUUUCCCACAUCUGCCAUCACAAAGACAUUGGUGUUAAUGGCAAUGUCAGAGGGAGUGUGUCUUACUGCGCUGGUACUAAACUUGGCUCUGGAAUACCGUACUGUUUCGCCGCAUCGUUAUGAAUUCUCACUUGCGUAAGAACAAUCCAAGCAGGUAGUGGCGAUUUCUAAAUUACAGAAGCGAGGCUCCAAGUGGAGAUGUUGUUUUGCACCGACUAGAGGGCUUUGGUAUCAGGAACCUAUUUUACCAUACUACCACAUCCAUAGCGAAGGGAGUCCGCAAAAUUUCAUGAUUGGGCGUCGGUACUGCGACCUAAUGGAAUCCGGUGACGCGACAUUGCACUCUUGCAGAUUUUGGGCGUGCAAUUCGGGGACCAAAUUCUGAACCACUGUUAGUGUGUGAGUUAUUUUUGCCUUAUGUUUCUUGCUAGCGCAAGAAUAUCAUUCACGAGGACCAACUAGCUUUGUAGAUUUAGAGUGAGCAAAAUGAAACCUCGAAUUAGCGCCGAAAGUGACGAGGCCACACAACCCGCACAGGAAGGUCGAGGUGCAAGAGCUAAGGAUGACAGACCGCAAUUGCCAGCUGCAGUUGCACAGACUAGAGACAGCAUUCCAGGAGCUAACGAGGACGAAACGGAAACCUCAGAGGCUGCAAAAGCCCUUCUAAAACAACAGGUUCAGGCCCUGACAGCCGAAGUUGAAGAGAUGGAGAGGAAAAUCGCCGAAGUAACUCAGAAGCGGAAUGCUGAACGCAAAAGCAAGGGUAAAAUAGGGACUUCUGUGAAAGACCGUGAUAAAGGUGCCGGUGCUUUUACCAAAAAGCAGCAGCAAUUGCUUGAUAUUAACAGACGGGAUACGUCUCGAAGCAAGCGGAUGCAGGAGCUAAUGCGUCAGGUUCAAAGCAUUUGGAAACAGAUAUCUCAGCAUAAAUGGGCUUGGCCUUUCAUGAAGCCCGUGGAUGUCAAGGGUUUGGGUCUCCAUGACUACUACGAUGUUAUUGAAAAGCCAAUGGACUUGGGCACAAUAAAGAACAAAUUGGAUGUAAAAGAUGGUUUGGGGUACCAGCAUGUUCAGGAGGUCUGUGAUGACGUGCGGCUGGUUUUUUCCAAUGCUAUGACUUAUAAUCCAGAGGGGUCUGAUGUCUACGUGAUGUCUAAAACCCUCUCUGACAAAUUUGAGGAGAAAUGGAAGACGCUUAUUGAACCGAAAUUGCAAGAGGAAUUGAAAAGAUCACAUGAUGACAGCGAAGUGCAAGCUAACGAAGGAGGAGUUCCGGUAGUAGAAGAGAUAGAUACAGAAAAAGUGAUUGAGCAAUAUGCACUUCAGUUGGAGGAACUUGAUAAGCAGCUAGAAGAGCUGAAGCAACAAGCAACUCCUAAGUUUAGCAGAGCAAUGUCUGUAGAGGAAAAAAGGCAUCUGGGGCAGAGCUUGGGGAGGUUACCACCUGAUAAUUUGAGCCACGUCAUUCAAAUUAUUGCACAGAAAAACCCCUCCUUUAACAUAAACUCCGACGAGGUUGAAGUUGACAUUGACGCCCAGGACCCGGCAACCCUCUGGAGAUUGCAGCGAUACGUGCAGGCAGUUUUAAGCGGUUCGGCAGCUCGCCAAGCUACACCGAGAAGCCAGGCUACCAAGCGCAAUGGCAGUUCUCUGCUUAAAAAAAACUCCAGCAAGCGUAGCAAGGCCACUACGUCUUGAAUUUCUCACCCAUUGAGUGUGUCCACGGUGCCUUGUUUGGUUUUGCCAGCGAUGGAUGCUUCAGCAAUGAACAAUUUUCUCUUUGAUGCAAUGCUGCUCAGUUCCGUUCUUAUUUCAGUAGUAUUAGAUAUUAGAGAGAUAGAUCUCUGAGCAUGCUUUCAAUCUUCUCACAUUAAUUUCACUUACUAGACCAUUAGCAGAUGGGCUGAUUCAACACUACAGAUCAAUCAUCUGGAGUGCGGAACUUGAAGAGCAGGCAAAACCACCGAAAUGGUAUGCUCUUGACUUGUAAAUUGAUGGCGGAUUUGAGUGCUAAAUGCUCCCUUAUGAUUAUCUUUCAGGGCUUAAGAAGAGCCUUCUAUCUGAAAUUGAUUAACAAUCAAACAAAAAAAAACGCAAAAAAUUGCACAGCUCUUUCUCCAUGGAGUAAUAAGAUGUCAUGUACCUCUUACAGUAUGCUAUACUGGAUAUCAGAAGCAUGAAUCUACUAUGUUCAGCAUA
Messenger RNA from Physcomitrium patens, 2571 nucleotides. The record is from RefSeq and is a predicted model, not a curated record. NCBI's taxonomy places the organism in Eukaryota, Viridiplantae, Streptophyta, Bryopsida, Funariales, Funariaceae.